Mizuhopecten yessoensis (Yesso scallop) is the source of this 573-nucleotide messenger RNA. RefSeq lists its product as uncharacterized. The transcript has 7 exons. NCBI's taxonomy places the organism in Eukaryota, Metazoa, Mollusca, Bivalvia, Pectinida, Pectinidae. The coding region runs from base 175 to 573 and encodes 132 amino acids. The record is from RefSeq and is a predicted model, not a curated record.
ACGACACCAGAACGGAACGCUUACGACGAAGAAGAAUGGCAGAACAGUUUCUGCUUAACAGAACCAGAAUGGUUCUCCCGGAUAUGUUCACGGUUGGUUUGCAUUUUUGCGGAUAACAAUGGUGUACAACAUUCCCAAGAAAUCAAAUAUGUACAGAACAGAGAUAUACCCGAAAUGUAUUCGAAGCGUAAAAAGGGAUCUGGACCGGCUUGGAACCUGUUUGGACUUGAAUAUUUGACGAUUUUCGUCCUGUUGUUUAUGGCGCCGGAAAAGAUAUGUUCAGUAGAAGUAAAACGUGCAUCCAUUGCGAUCCAAACCUCACCUUGUCUAAUACAUUGGACCAGCGAGCUGUACUUCAAGGGUAGACUGCAGUCGUGCUACUCAAAAAAACAAGCUGUGAAACAAACGCUGACUGUCAAUACCAAUGUCCAUGAAAGGUGUUCGGGUAUGUUAACACUUUGUCCACUUUCGGUGCUUACCCAUGCUCAAAAGCCAUCUGGGAGAUUAAGGCCACAUAAUAUCAUCAAAAGUGUAAAAGUAAAUUCUUACGAUAUUCCUAUUUAUUACAUUUAA